AUGCCGAAAUCCUCCGAACGCGCAUGGCUUGCUUAUCACAUAGAAGCUCUCUUCCAUAAGCCAACCCAUGGCACUGGCCCUGCUGUGCCCGUUCCUUACGAUGUUGUGACCUCUCGUGGAGGCCCAAUCAUCCCGAUGGCGAACAAUACACUAGAAGCAAUGACCACUAUGCAGACUAUUAUGUUUGAAGCGUUUGAUGAGUAG
Messenger RNA from Sclerotinia borealis F-4128, 204 nucleotides. NCBI's taxonomy places the organism in Eukaryota, Fungi, Ascomycota, Leotiomycetes, Helotiales, Sclerotiniaceae. The record is from the annotation of a GenBank genome assembly.